Messenger RNA from Physcomitrium patens, 3597 nucleotides. Its product is annotated as ethylene receptor 2. The record is from RefSeq and is a predicted model, not a curated record. Gene Ontology annotation, cellular component: endoplasmic reticulum membrane; endoplasmic reticulum. NCBI's taxonomy places the organism in Eukaryota, Viridiplantae, Streptophyta, Bryopsida, Funariales, Funariaceae. Gene Ontology annotation, molecular function: protein binding; ethylene binding; phosphorelay sensor kinase activity. Gene Ontology annotation, biological process: phosphorelay signal transduction system; phosphorylation; response to ethylene.
AGCCGGCCAAGCCAGGCCAGGCCCAGCCAUAGCCACACAGCUCCCUCCUCCAGCUUGCUUACCGCACACCCCCGACCCUCAUCGCCAUCGCCCUUCCCCAUUCCCGCGAGAGAGGUUUUGCUUCGCUCAUCGCAGUGUCGUUACUCUCGGUGUUGUUGCCAGGCAGGAACACGUCGCUCAAGUGCAGCAGACUGCCGGGGUUUCGCUGUUAGGACUGAGGUCGUUGUUGUUGCGGCGACGGGUCUCGGAUCGUAGUGCGUCCCUACCCAAACGGUGCACCAUGACCGGAGCUUGUGAGGGGAACGUGAGCGACGGGUGCGUGUGUGGAAAUGGGUUUGGAUGAGGCAUGAGGGAGGCGCUAACAGGAGCUCGGUUGCAGAUUUGUAUUGGAUCCUUGCUGUUCGGGGAUAUAUGGGCUCCAGCUGUUGUGGCGUGCGCAUCGCGAGCUGGUUGCGGGUCGCGUUUCUUGGUGGCCAAGCGGAGUGUGAUGGACGUAAAACGAGGGCUAGGUAAUUUGAGAGGAUUAUCGAGUGGGGUCAAAAUGGGAUUCCAAGAUUCGAAGUCAAUUCUGUCAGAGCUGAAGCGUUUUUCUCUGAGAGAGGCCGAGGCGUUAUUAGUAUGAUUAUUCAAAUUGUGUAGGGGGUGACAUCGCCCACUCUUUUUGGGAGGGGCGUGUUAAGAUCCGGGAUCACCCUAGGUCCCCAGAGAUGGAUUCAUGCAAUUGUGUGGAGCCGCAAUGGCCUUCAGACGAUCUUCUGAUGCGGUAUCAAUACGUGUCGGAUUUUUUCAUCGCGUUGGCUUACUUUUCGAUUCCGCUGGAGCUAAUAUAUUUUGUGAAGAAAUCGUCCAUAUUUCCAUACCGAUGGGUGCUUGUACAGUUCGGGGCUUUCAUCGUCCUCUGUGGGGCUACACAUCUCAUCAACUUGUGGACUUUCAGUCCUCACACACGUACAGUGGCUGUAGUGCUGACUUUAGCUAAGAUUCUUACUGCUGUUGUAUCUUGUGCCACUGCCCUCAUGCUCAUCCAUAUCAUUCCAGACCUACUUAGUGCCAAAACUCGGGAGCUUUUUCUGAAGAAUAAGGCAGCCGAGUUAGACAGGGAAAUGGGGCUGAUAAGGACUCAAGAAGAGACUGGGCGGCAUGUUCGCAUGCUUACACAUGAGAUUCGGAGUACGCUUGACCGGCAGACCAUUUUGAAGACCACCCUGGCUGAGUUGGGAAAGGCCCUUGACCUCGAGGAAUGUACUUUGUGGAUGCCAACCAGGCUUGGUCAGGAAUUAACGCUCACUCAUUCACUACGACAAGUUGAACAGCAGAUCACAGUUCCUAUUCAUCACACUGUAGUGAAGCAAGUCUUUAGUAGUCAUCGAGCCGUUAUGAUUGCACCUAACAGUCCUGUGUGUCUAAUUAGAUCCCGCCAAGGUAAGUACAACAUGGGAGAUUGUGUAGCCGUGCGGGUUCCACUUCUUCCUUUCAACAACUUUCAUUCUGAUUGGCCUGAAAGUCACUCUAAGCGGGCGCAUGCAUUGAUGGUUCUUAUGCUGCCCUCCGACAGUGCACGAAGGUGGCAUGUUCAUCAACUACAGCUCGUGGAGACUGUGGCAGAACAGGUAGCCGUUGCUUUAUCACAGGCAGCUGUGUUGGAAGAAUCUAGGAGAGCCCGUAACCUUCUCGUGGAACAGAACGUAGCCUUGGACAUGGCAAGGCGUGAAGCUGAGAUAGCAAUCUGUGCCCGUAACGAUUUUUUAGCUGAGAUGAACUAUGAAAUGCGUACGCCUUUGCAUGCGGUUAUUGCUUUGUCUUCACUUCUCCAGGAGACACUUUUGACGCCCGAACAGCGUUCAAUGGUGGACACUAUCCUCAAAAGCAGCAACUUGCUAGCGACCUUAAUCAACGAUGUUCUUGGUUUAUCUCGACUGGAAGAUGGGAGAUUGGAGCUAGAUGCUCGAAUUUUUAGCCUACCAAACGUCUUCAGAGAGGUUGUGAAACUAGUUGCUCCGAUCAUUUCAGUGAAGAAACUCAAGUCUGACCUGUCUGUGUCCAAGGAUCUACCCGAGUUUGUGGUGGGAGAUGAAAAGCGGCUCAUGCAAAUUCUUCUCAAUGUGGUUGGGAAUGCUGUGAAGUUUACGAAAGAUGGCAGCGUGGCUAUCCGUGUUUCGCUAGAGAGGGACAGAACAGAUUACCAGAGAGAGCCUCGUUCUCUUAGGGAACCUCCUUCUCAAGGAGAGUACAUUCCGCAGAGAGAAUCUCAUUCACAAAGAGAUCUCAACCUGUCUUCAGGAGAGCAAUGUUGCUACAUUAGAGUUGAGGUGGUCGACACGGGUGUAGGUCUGAACCCUCAGGACAUUGCCAACCUUUUCAACAAAUUCAUCCAGGCUGACUCUUCCUCUGCUAGAAACCACGAAGAAACAGGCCUGGGCUUGGCCAUUUGUAAAAGGUUCGUGUACUUGAUGGGUGGAGACAUUUGGGUUGAUAGUGAAGGCUUGGGAAAAGGCACUACUGUUAAUUUCAGUGUCAAACUUGGUCUUCCUGAGAAACCAAGUGAACAAGAUAAGCAGAUCGCUCCUUCCCCAGCAUCAGUUCAUUUACGAACUGAUUUCAGCGGUGUGAAGGUCCUCGUGACAGAUGAUAAUGGAGUAAAUCGCAUGGUUACUAGGGGGCUGCUCAUGAGGCUUGGUUGUGAAGUUACUGUCGUUAGCUCUGGCAGUGAAUGCUUGGAAGUAAUUUCUCAACCGGGACAAAACUUCCAAGUACUACUGCUAGAUGUCUGCAUGCCUGAAAUGGAUGGCUACGAAGUGGCUAUUCGCAUACAACAAAAAUUUGCACGACAUGAGCGCCCAUCAAUGGUGGCUCUGACUGCAAAUACUGACAAGCAAACGAGGGAGAAAUGCCUGGACUUGGGGAUGGAUGGCGUUAUCGUGAAACCUAUUUCAUUGGAGAAGAUGCGGAUGAAUUUGACAGAGCUUUUGGAACGAGGCUCUUUGACACCAGAAACCCGGCGGAAAACAUGAGGGUCAAGGCACCUCUAAGACGUGUUAGUAUUUUAUUGUCGAGCAGUUCUGUUUGUGGGGCACCUUAUUGCAACCUUGGACAUUCUAUGCUUCUUCCUGCUGAAGGAUUGCAGCAAGACAUGAAUCCCUUCAAAAACUGCUAGUAAUCUGACGGUAGAUUUAAUGUGGGUUGUUGAUCAAAUGUGCAGAUUUUAUUAAGAGAUGGUAGGUUCGUGCAGAUUUCAUUAAGGGAGUGUGACCUGUAGAAGGUUUACUCUCUGUAAGAGGUGUAGAGGUUCUUCUCGUUAAAGAAGUGUUCCAUAAAUCUGUUAGCAUGAGCAUUUUAGGAUUAUCCGUCUGAGAAUUCUCAUCUGUAUGUUUAGAUGUGAAUUCUUGUAAAAUCUGAUGGUAUUCUGUCAGGUCCUUCAAGUGAUGCCUUGUUAGGUCUUUGUUAGUAAGUGCUAGGCUUUGGUGGAAGGAGCCUUUAGCACUUGACCAUGAUCUUUGUUAGAUUGUCUCCAAUUGUGGGAGAUAGUGUAUCAUAAGCACUCUUCAUGGGAGUUGGUAAACGGCAAGCGGAAUCGUCAACUUUGGUCCUUGCUUGAAA